Molecule: messenger RNA, 1895 nt
Organism: Seminavis robusta
Lineage: Eukaryota; Bacillariophyta; Bacillariophyceae; Naviculales; Naviculaceae
Source: the annotation of a GenBank genome assembly
ACGGUAGCAUGCCGCAACACAACAGGUGUGGUCAAUCCUGAGAUUCCACGUCCCACGAUGUGGAAUAUGGAAGCUCCAUCGAUAUCUUUAGGCCUUUCUCGAGAGGCCUCUGCACUGGCAUCGGACAUCAUGACCUGAACAGGAGUGCUUUGUAUGUGAAGCUUUUGUGAUUUGUUCGAUUGAUAUUCUGGAUGAGAAGGCUCCUUUGCACUUUCAUCCGCAAACAGCUUCCACCACAAGCUAGACGAAGCAUCCACUGCAUGCUCUGUGUUUGUGGAUGGUGUUGCCCUUGUUGUGUGUUUCGAUAGUAGAGCUGUGAACGGAAGCCUGAUUUGCUUCGCUUGGAGGACGUUUCGCAGCCAUAGAAUUGUGUUUCCAGAACAAGUCGAUCAUCAUCCCUUGACUGUUUCCUGUGGUAGGUUGCAAGUAUUCCAAUAGUUAUCAUUGACCAUGCCAACCGAGAAGAAGAUUGGAGGGUAUUCCGAGGGCCAUCUCCUCAAGACGGCCAAGGAAGCAGUGGCAAAAAAGACGAACGGCUCGAUCAUUUUGGAUCCCGAGGCAGAGGACCGAAUACCCAAGUUUGACGAGAAGGAACUCUUGCUUGGCCGAGUACUGGGCCGUGGUGGAUUCUGCGUGGUCAACGAAAUCACGAAAAUCAAGCUCUCCGAUGCCAACGACAACUCCACCAACAAUGGUAACAGCCACCACAAACUGGACGAUGAACAUCACAUUUACAAUGUUGUCCAAGAUCGCAAAUUCAUGUCUACCCAUUGCAUUCGUUCCGGAAAGGACUAUCGAUAUGCUUUGAAAAUACUCCAGGAUUCCUCGCGCAAGGAUCCACAAACAUUCAUUAGUGGCGUCGUCGAUUUGGCCAUUGAAGCACGCUUUCUGUCCGUUGUGCGACAUCCCAAUAUCAUCAAAAUGAGAGGCAUGGCGCUCAUGGAAGAUCCAUUUGCCAAUGCACGCUUCUUUGUCAUUCUCGAUCGACUCUACGACACACUCACGGUCCGAGUCCAAAAGUGGAAAAAGAAUCAAGUCAAGGGAAUUCGAAAAAUGUUUGAUCGCAAAGGAAAGAGAGCAUUGGCCUUUUGGGUCGAACGAAUGACCGUUGCCUAUGAUUUGGCAUGUGCACUCAAGUACAUGCAUGAGUUACGGAUUAUAUAUAGAGAUGUCAAGCCUGACAAUAUUGGAUUUGAUGUUCGUGGAGAUGUCAAGAUCUUUGAUCUCGGACUUGCCAAAGAGUUGGAUUGCGCCAAAGACAACGGCGACGGAACGUAUCAACUCACGGGUGAUACUGGAAGUCCCAGAUAUAUGGCUCCUGAAGUCGCCAUGGAGAAACCGUACAAUGAAAGAGCCGACUGUUAUUCCUUUGCGAUUCUAAUGUGGCAAAUUUUGCAAAUGGAAACGCCCUUUGAGAACUACACAGUGUCCAUGUUUAACAAAAAGGUGGUUGCGGGUGGUGCCCGUCCGAAAUGCGACGACAAGUGGCCCAAGAUUGUCAACGGCAUGAUGAUUCGUGGUUGGGGUCCUUUGGCACAACGACCUUCGAUGGGUGAGAUUGCCGAGUGUUUGCGAGAUGAAAUCAAUCGCGUGUCGGAUACCGAAGUCAAUGAGAUUUUGGAUUUGUCCAGGAAGAGUGAAAUGUCGAUGCACAAGCAAAAGUAUGCUGCGUGAUAUGUAUGCAAUCCCAUUCAAUCCACACCACAGUAUUAUUGUCAUCUCAAUGUUUCUGAGUGUAGAACUGUGCAGAGUGUAAAAAGUAACAUGAAGUGGCACAAGAAAAACUGGAGCUGCCAACCAUUUCACAUCACACCCUCUCGAUCAAGAGUACUUGGACUAGCUAGCUAGCUAUUAGUGGAACCUUCACUUCUUUCUACAGUAUUGAUUUAUCUUGU